AUGGAUACUGCUCAAUGGACGCAGGAAAUUGGAGUGGCAAAAUCAGCGGCAGAGAUGACUCCAACUUCAAGUACAUGCUCAAAAGAAAGAAAGGCGAGACCACAGCAGGAACAUGCCCUUAACUGCCCUAGGUGUCAUUCAACAAAUACAAAAUUCUGUUAUUACAACAAUUACAGUCUUACACAACCAAGAUACUUCUGCAAGACCUGUAGAAGGUACUGGACUGAAGGUGGUACACUAAGAAAUGUUCCAGUUGGGGGUGGUUCAAGAAAGAAUAGAAAAUCCACUUCUUCCUCAUUGUCUACACCCCAUAAAAUUCCUGAUCUGAACCCUAAUUCAAGCAUUUCUCAAUUUUCCUAUCAAAACCCUAAAGUCCAUGAUGGACAAGAUCUUAGCCUUGCUUAUCAAGGUAUCCCACAGUUUCUUGAAUUUCCUAAGAUUGAGAACAGAAGCACUGUCAAUUCUAUAGCCUCUUCCGCCUCUCCUUCUACUCCAGUUUCUGCCCUAGAUUUGCUGCGGACUGGAAUUUCUUCAAGGGGGUUUAUCCCUACUCCAGCUAUGGAAAGAAACACGGUAUUCGCAACUGGAUUUCCAUUUCAAGAAUCCAAGCCAGCCAUUGAUUUUUCCUUUGACGGGCUUGGGAUCAAUACAUAUGGCGAUUCCAACAAGGGAGAUGACGAAAAUGGUGAAAGAUUAGUGUUUCCUUUUGGAGCAAUGAGACAACACACAAUCAGUGAAGUAGAUCAGAGUAAGGGGCAGGAGAAUCCAAAUGGAUACUGGAAUGGAAUGUUAGGUGGAGGACCUUCUUGGUGA
This is a messenger RNA of Fraxinus pennsylvanica, 813 nucleotides long. Lineage: Eukaryota; Viridiplantae; Streptophyta; Magnoliopsida; Lamiales; Oleaceae. The record is from the annotation of a GenBank genome assembly.